Molecule: messenger RNA, 5542 nt
Organism: Arvicanthis niloticus (Nile rat)
Lineage: Eukaryota; Metazoa; Chordata; Mammalia; Rodentia; Muridae
Gene: Rubcn
Product: rubicon autophagy regulator
Biological process (GO): negative regulation of endocytosis; negative regulation of autophagosome maturation
Cellular component (GO): early endosome; late endosome
Molecular function (GO): phosphatidylinositol phosphate binding
Source: RefSeq, a predicted model, not a curated record
ACGCGCGCCGGCGGCGUCCUCGCCCUCCCAUCCUCAGCAGCGGGCGGGGAGAGGGACUACCGAGACGAACUGCGGGCCAGAGCGGCCCACGCGAAACUGGUGCUUAGCGGCCCUUGCCGGUGCGGGGCGCCGUACAGGAGUCUCAGCCUUGAGCGCCGGGAGUAGCCGCUGUGCUAGCGCCUCGACGGUCCACACCAUUGGCAGCAUCUCCGAAACCGCGUCUGAAACGCUAGCCUGGCACUGCUGUUCCGGCUCGUCCUGCUGCGGAAAGACCCGGCACGCCCCUCUGCAGUGCAGCCUCGGGAGGCUGGACAGACCCCUGCGAGCUUAGAUUGCUGCGAUGGGUCCCAGCUCCCCUGUCUCUGAGUUGCCACGUCUGAUAGCGAAGGCUGCAGUGACAGUUCUUGACUUGAGUCACCUUAACAAUAAAAGUAAAUGUUAAUGUAUCUGCACAUGUCUCAAUCGGCACUCUAUAAACAUUUGGCACGGUACUAGCUACCUUAGUAAGACCUCAUCUUCCCUUGGGAGGGAGAGAGCACUGGCAGUUGCUGGGUAAUUUGAAGACGACUGUGGAGGGUUUGGUGUCAGCCAACUGCCCCAAUGUCUGGUCCAAGUAUGGUGGCCUGGAGCGGCUUUGCAGGGACAUGCAGAACAUCCUGUAUCAUGGGCUCAUCCAUGACCAGGUAUGUUGCCGCCAGGCUGAUUACUGGCAGUUUGUGAAAGACAUUCGAUGGCUCAGCCCACACUCAGCCCUUCAUGUUGAGAAGUUCAUCAGUUUGCAUGAGAGCAGCCAGAGCGACACAGAGAGCGUGAGUGAGCACACUGUCGCGGAGCUGUGGCUGCAGCACAGCCUGCAGUGCCAUUGUCUCUCAGCCCAGCUCCGGCCUUUGCUCGGGGACAGACAGUACAUCAGAAAGUUCUACACAGAAACUGCCUUCCUGCUGAGUGACGCCCACGUCACGGCCAUGUUCCAGUGCCUCGAAGCUGUGGAACAGAACAACCCCCGUCUGCUGGCUCAGAUCGACGCGUCCAUGUUUGCCAGAAAGCAGGAGAGUCCCCUGCUGGUCACAAAGAGCCAGAGUCUGACCGCUCUGCCUGGUUCCACAUACACCCCUCCAACCAGUUAUGCUCAGCAUUCCUACUUCGGAUCCUCCUCCAGCCUUCAGUCCAUGCCACAGUCGAGCCGAAGCUCAGAGAGAAGAUCUACUUCCUUUUCGCUCUCUAGCCCUCCCUGGCAACCUCAAGAAGACAGAGAAUGCCUUUCACCAGCAGAGACUCAAACCACCCAAGCUCCGCUGCCUUCUGACUCCACUCCAGCCCAGGGCUCCCCACAGUCCGCACAGGAGAUGAGCUCCAGCACUCUGACUAGCCCCCUAGAGGCAUCCUGGGUCAGCAGUCAAAAUGACUCCCCAAGUGAUGUCAGUGAGGGGCCCGAGUACCUGGCCAUUGGCAACCCAGACCCUCAUGGCCAGACUGCCAGUUGUCGGAGUCACAGUAGCACUGGUGAGAGCAGCAGCUCGCACUUGUUCUCCUCCGGCAGCUCUCAGAAGCCGGAUUCUGCUGCUUCUUCUCUAGGGGACCAAGAGGCAGGUAGGCAGAGUCAGGCAGGCAGCGGCCUUCGAAGGUCCAGCUUCUCAGAAGGGCAGACAGCCCCUGUCGCCAGCGGGACAAAGAAAAGCCAUAUUCGCUCCCACUCGGACACCAACAUUGCCUCCAGAGGAGCCGCAGAGGGUGGUCAGUACCUCUGCUCCGGAGAAGGCAUGUUUAGAAGACCAUCAGAAGGACAGUCCCUCAUCAGUUACCUCUCCGAGCAAGACUUUGGCAGCUGCGCAGACCUGGAAAAGGAAAACGCCCACUUCAGCAUCUCUGAGUCCUUGAUUGCCGCCAUCGAGCUGAUGAAAUGCAACAUGAUGAGCCAGUGUCUAGAGGAGGAGGAAGCAGAGGAGGAAGAUAGUGACAGAGAGAUCCAGGAGCUGAAGCAGAAGAUCCGCCUUCGGCGCCAGCAGAUCCGCACCAAAAACUUGCUUCCUGCGUACCAGGAGACUGAGCAUGGAAGCUUCCGGGUCACCUCCAGCAGCUCCCAGUUCAGUUCACGUGAUUCUACGCAGCUCUCAGACUCCGGCUCUGCUGACGAUGGUGAGGAAUUUGAAAUCCAAGAUGCUGACAUCCGGAGGGGCACAGUCUCAAACGGCAAGUCAUCCUUCUCCCAGAAUUUCUCACACUGCUUCCUGCACUCCACAUCUGCUGAGGCAGUGGCCAUGGGGCUUCUCAAGCAGUUUGAAGGGAUGCAGCUUCCUGCUGCCUCGGAGCUAGAGUGGCUAGUCCCAGAGCACGAUGCUCCACAGAAGCUCCUACCUAUCCCCGACUCCCUGCCCAUCUCACCAGACGACGGGCAGCAUGCAGACAUCUACAAGCUGCGGAUCCGUGUCCGUGGCAACCUGGAGUGGGCUCCACCCCGGCCUCAGAUCAUUUUUAACGUUCAUCCAGCCCCAACGAGGAAGAUUGCUGUGGCCAAGCAGAAUUACCGCUGUGCAGGAUGUGGCAUCCGGACCGACCCUGAUUAUAUCAAGCGGCUGCGGUACUGUGAGUACCUGGGCAAGUACUUCUGCCAGUGCUGCCACGAGAAUGCCCAGACGGUCGUUCCCAGCCGCAUUCUGCGCAAAUGGGACUUCAGCAAGUACUACGUCAGCAACUUUUCCAAGGACCUGCUCACUAAGAUCUGCAAUGACCCUCUCUUCAAUGUGCAGGACAUUAACAGCGCCCUCUACAGGAAGGUCAAGAUGCUCAACCAAGUCCGGCUGCUGCGGGUUCAGUUGUACCACAUGAAGAACAUGUUUAAGACGUGCCGACUGGCCAAAGAGCUCCUGGACUCCUUUGACGUGGUUCCAGGCCACCUGACAGAGGACCUCCAUCUGUACUCGCUGAACGACCUGACUGCAACCAAGAAGGGCGAACUGGGCCCCAGGCUGGCCGAGCUUACCAGAGCGGGAGCCGCCCAUGUUGAGAGAUGUAUGCUGUGCCAGGCCAAGGGCUUCAUCUGUGAGUUCUGCCAGAAUGAGGAUGACGUCAUCUUUCCUUUUGAGCUACAUAAGUGCCGGACCUGUGAAGAAUGUAAAGCAUGUUACCAUAAAACUUGCUUCAAGUCUGGAAGCUGCCCCCGGUGUGAGCGGCUGCAGGCCCGACGGGAGUUGCUGGCCAAGCAGAGCCUGGAGUCCUACCUGUCUGACUAUGAGGAGGAGCCCACAGAAGCCUUGGCUCUAGAGACCACCGUCCUAGAGACCACCUGAGGACUGCACCUAAGCCCUUCGUCUGAGGGUCUGGCUAGGGUCAGAUAUAGAACUGAGCCCCACCUUCAAGGAAGGUGGGGCCUUCUAAAAAAUAUAUAUUGUCAUUUUUUAUGACUUGUCUGCUGUCCAGGUGUAGGCAACCUUUAUUGGUUGAUGGAUCCAGUCUAUUGUGACAGAUAUCUGUGGGCAUCAGGUAUUUUCAUUGGAACUGACACUUGGAGUGCCUCUUGUGCGGGGAGUGGACCUGGAGGCCCAGUUCUGACACACUCGGCCUAUCCCACUAAGGCCAGAUCUGGUUACAGCUGCUGCUGAAAGAUCAUUCCCACUAUUGACUUAGUUCCUCAGCAUCUGAGCCAGGCCUUUCUCAGCCAACGACCUUCUCCUUUGCUGCUGAAACAGGAGAUGGUCUUUCUUGGUCCUAGUCCUAGAAGAGAAUAAGGCUGUGCCCUGAGGUACGGGGGAGAAAGGGCCCACGACAGGCAUUCUGUCUGACUACUUAGAUAUGGGGGUGGGGGGCAGGGAGGAACAGAACCAGCAUUGUUCUAGAAUCCUCAGCAUCUCGGGGGCAACCAUGGCUUCCCUGUUGCAAGUAUUCCUGGCAUAGGUGGGCACAAGCUGGUUUGUGUACUCUGGUGGGCUUGAAGUAAAGAACAGAUCUGAGUCUUAGGCUAGCCCACAAGCAUUAAGUGCAGCUGCAGCUGGUGCUUAAGAAGUGGUUUUUCAGAUAGAAGAGCCGACAGCCUCCUCUGGGGUGGUCAGUCUCUCAGCCGACUAGCUGGAGUGCAGGUGCACUUUGUGCUCAGGCAAGUCCAUGAUGCAGCCUAAGACAAGGAUAGAAACCCCACCCACCAUCUUAAUAGUGUGUUCCUUACUGCUCUGUAGGACCAUGAGCUCGUGGUUGUAAGUACAGGUGUGGCCCAGCUCUAUUCUCUGUCCCCUGCCCCGCAGAGCUGCAGCCCUUCCUCUUGGCUGACCUCUUGCCUUAGUUUCUUUUCUCAGAGUUGGGGGAGCCGGCCCACGAGUAGCACCAGAGCACUUGACAGUUUGUGAGUGUUUGUUUGCUCAGAGUAACAGGAGCCUUGAUGCAGUUAACUAACUCUUCAGCCUUGGUAUAUAUGUUGAACCAGCCAUUUCAUGUUACUAAUUUUAAUAGACUCUUCCCAUCACCUAAUGUGCAUUUUUGUGGGAAGUGUCCUGGACUAGGUUGCACAUGACUGUGGUGGUGUCUGAGGUUCGAGCAUCUAACCUCAGUAAACACUGGUCAGGGUUGCCUCAGAGCCUGGCAGCUCUGUGAACUAACAUCCACAGCAAUCUUGUUCUGGAGCCUGUGUCCUCCUGUACUUGGCUGCUAGUAAAAUAAUUGGUCCAGGCGGUACCCCAAGAAGUCAAAUAGUUGCAUGUUGGUGGUGGAAGCUGACAGGUAGCUGAGCUUAGAGGGAACAAGGGAUCUCCCAGAGAGGCAUGAGGGACAUAAUGGAACAGCCAAGCUGAGCUCUAGCAGAGCAGGAGGGAACAUGACAGGCCAGUUCCAAGGUGUGGCUCCUCGGCCUCACACUUGGAAUCUGACAACUACAUGGGCUGGACAACUGGGACUACUCUCAGUAGGCAAUGAGGCCGAAAGCGAGGCCAAAGCCAGUUCUGAAGAACUGGCUAGAAAUCCCUUCCAACUCUGUUAUCUCUGAGUCAGACCUUGGAUUCCAGUUCCUGGCUGACUUCCCAUUCAGCUGCUCACUGAAGUCACCACACUGGAGGAAACUUCCACCCAUGCUCCCAGUCAGCACGGGCUCAAGCAGUCUCCCAGCUCCCCCGCCCCAUCCCUCUAGAUCACCCUCUUAGAACUCCUGAGUCUGCUGUCAUUACUAACCAAAUACCCAUGUUUGUUUAUUUGGGGAGAAGGAGCAGGGGGUGUGGUGAAAGCACUUUGUCACUUAAUGGAAUCUGAGGAUCCCCUGCUGUGGCAGGGAGAGGCUUCCAAUGCACUGAUAGGACUGGGGUGGGGUAGCAUCACUCUGUGUAAGGGAGUCAGCACCAAGUGCUCUGCACUUAAGCCCUUCCUGUUCCUCUGCUGAGGGGUGGAGAGCUUCUGCUGAACUAACAAAAGAAAGCAAGAGUCUAAAUAAAAACGCUGUUUGUGUACACCUUGUGUUUAGAACUGGACUUUCACCUGCUGUAAUUUACGCACAUCCUGACAGUUCAUGGUCAUCUCUAAUAAACUAAGAAAAUAAAUCUUGCCUUUUAUUUACCUGCCUUGCCAA